Messenger RNA from Cyprinus carpio (common carp), 9866 nucleotides. It is a transcript of the gene prr12b, whose product is annotated as proline-rich protein 12. The record is from RefSeq and is a predicted model, not a curated record. Lineage: Eukaryota; Metazoa; Chordata; Actinopteri; Cypriniformes; Cyprinidae.
ACUAGAGAGAGCAGUGCCUCUGUGCCGUAACAAGGCGGCAGUACGCACGAGACUUCCAGACAGACUGCGUAUGUGUGAGAGUGUGUCAAGCGAGUCGGCAGAGGGGGAGGCGUGGUGUGUGUGCGCCUGUUAGUGCACUCAUAAAAAUGGCGUCUUCUUGGCUAUAUACCUGAAAAUAGCAUUUUUAAAUCCCGGGCGUUGUAGCGUUUAUGUGAGGCAUUGAAGCAGUACACUAGCCCCUUGCAUAAUUCAUAUAAACUUUAAGGAUUUAAAUGAACCUAGGCACAACAAGCCACUUUGUUUCGGACGAGGGGGUACAAUCUCGUGUAUUUAUCCAUAAUGUAAAUAUUUGGGGCGCAACAGCUGGGAAAAAUAAGCGCGCUCGGUUGACUACUAUUUAUAGAGACCUAGUAUCUCACCUUUUUAUGGCAAUGCAGUACGCGAGAGGAAACGGGGUGCAAUCAAGCACGUGUCGUACGUCUCGGGUGUAACAAGCAAUGGCAUCAGCCGCGUUACUGUUUCUGCUGUGAAGGACAAUAGGCAUCGAGAUAUAUAAGAGGGCAAAAGAGGGGAGGGGAGGAAGAAACCGGAUUUUUGUGGUGGCGGUGGUUGGUGUAAUACUUCACCCCCCUCCCGCCUCCCCUCUGUAUCCUCCAUCUCCCCCUCCUCCUUCUCCUCCCUCCAUUCCUCUCCCCCUCUGUGCUGGUCCUAUUCUUGAGGACUUGCUUGUGAAACAGGAGAGAUAAACAUUCACUGAACGCAGAGGAAAGGACACGGGGAGAGAUAGUGUGUUAGAAUUUAGGAAAUACCUCCCUCCCCUUCCCCCUGUCUAUCUCUCCAUCUACAUCCGUUGUCUCUUCUUUAAUGGAUAGAAAUUAUCCUGGCACAGGAUUCGGAGAUCUGGGCGCUGGAACGGGAUGGAGUUACGAGAGAUCGGCGAAGGCAAGUUUGGUUUAUGGGAGCUCCAGAUCCUCCCAUCCAGACUCAGAACUCCUCCACCGUCAACCUUAUGCCACACCACACCCCUUGCAAGGAUAUGCAACAAACCAUCAUCCAGGCACCUCUGGACAAGGUGGAGCAUGGGGCACAGGAAGGAGCUUAGGGCUCUCAGGCUUGUUUGAUACUGGACUACAUCAUGCCAGUCCCUCAGGACCAGAUGCUUCAGUUAUGAACUUGAUCUCUGCUUUGGAAUCCCGAGGUGCUCAGCCACCCCCCUCUGCCUCUUCCCUUCUCUCCCAAUUUCGUACCCCCUCAUGGCAAACUGCAAUGCAUACUCCAGCCCCUGCAGAGCUAUUCAUUUCUGGUGCACUACCUGGCUCUGGCUCAUUUCCCUCUUCCUCUGCUCUGUCGGCAUAUCAGCACCCUGCAUCCUUCUCAGGGCGCUCCUUCCCUGGAGUGACCCCAUCAUUAUCUCUGCAGGACACGCCUACCUUCAGUCCUACUUCCAAUGGUCUCCUGUCACCACAUGAUCCUUUGCUACACAUUAAAACACCCUCCCAGUCAAGUCUUGGCUUUGACCGUCUUCUGUCUUCACAGAGUGGGACUGCUUCAUAUAGAGGGCCACAAGAGCCCACUAGUGCUCCUCCACCACAAGCACCUGCAUCCUCCUCAACACGCCAUUUACCACCUCAGUUUAACCUGCUGUCCUCACAGCUGCAGGAUCAGUCCUCUCAGCUCUACAGUUCCUCUGUUUUUUCUUCUGCACCCCCUCAACCGCCACAGUCCCAGGAAAGAGCCAUCCCCAGGCAAGACAGUGUGAUCAAGCACUACCAGAGACCUUCUCCUGGACAGUCUCAACUAUCCUCUUCCACACCUCAUCCCCUACAGCACUAUCUUAGUUGUGGUGCAUCAGGGUACCAGCAAAUACCCCAUCAUCGGCAUGGCUCCUCUAUAAACUGUAGCCCACUGGGUGAGCAGAGUCCAUCAUCUGACCCCAAACCCUCCCCCCGAUCAGAGCAGGUGUAUCGUCCUAUUAUCCAGCCCCCAUACACUUCCUCCUCAGUCUCCUCCUCAGCUGGUUCAGGUGGUGGUAUUGGGAAAGCAGGAAAGAGUUCCAGUUCAAGUAGUGGCUACUCUUCCUCUGGCUCUUCCUCAUCUCGAACCCCUCACACUCCUCCUUCAGCUUCUUCCACCUCCUCUUCUUCCUCCUCUGCCUCUAAUCCUAAUGUCUCAUCCAGUACCUCCUCUGCACCCUCAAGGCAGCAACCACCACCCCAAUCAGCACCACAACCCCCACCACCUCCACCUCCAACGGUGUCAUCCUCUUCUACGCAGCAGCAGCCAUCCAAAUCUUGCCUGUCUACAUAUGGCUCUCCAGUUGCUCCUGUCAAGCCAACUGCUGGCCUUCCUGGUCAAACCCCACCACAGCAACAGUCAUAUUCACCAAGCCAGCCACCCACCUCUCACUUGCCCCAGCCAUAUGGGGGAUUCAGUUCUCCGCAGGCUCAGGAUCUUGGUUCCAGCCUUGGGGGGGCAGGAAAAGCUUAUGGAAGUCUUGGAACUACAGGACGUUCAUUUUCAGCUGAGGUGGUCUAUGGCUCUGAUUCAGGAUAUGGUUCUUUGCCACCAUCUCUUGGAGGGGCAGGGAGUCCCUCACUGGGCUAUGGUGGUACAGGACAUUCACCUGCCCUAAUGGUGUCUGGAGGUGGUACCGGUACAACAAGCAGUACAACCGGAUCUGGAGCAGGUAGUUCAGGAAGUGUGGGGGGUGGUUCAGGUGGUGGUAGUGCUAGUGUAGCAAGUGGUGGAGGAUCAUACCACCUCCCAGAUUCCAGCCCGUCACCCUCAAGUAAUUCUGGAAUAAUCCGCCCAGGUCUGCACUCCCCUGCCCCAACUCGCCCUGCACAAUCACCUGGAGGAAAUGGGGGCAACAAGUACCUAUCCUCAGUUCUUUCCCCAGCAUUUCUAGCUUCUCCACAAGGAUACUCAGACACAAGGGUGCCACCCCAGCAAACACAGUCUUAUCACACAACACCGCCAAAAUCUAAGUCUGAUUCUGAUAUGCUUGGGGUAGAAAGAUCUCAAGAAGAGGAAGAAGAAGAUGAGGAUGACUUUUUGAUUGAGCACUUACUGCACUCACAGAGUCCAGCACCAAAUCCCUCCCAGCAUCAUUCUCAACAAUCUCAGCAAGUAGCCUCACAACAACCGCAGUCCCAGUCCAUUUCCCAGAGUAGAGAUGGAGGAAAGUCCCUCUCUGCUUAUGAACUAAACAAGGCAUCUGAAGAACGUUAUCAUCUACAUAGUGUCAUUCGAACUAAUAAUACCACCAACAAUGUGGCUUCAGUUGCUGCUGGCUCUUGUGGUCCAGGCACAGGUUUAGAGAACCAGUUGGAGAUGUCUCUGAAAAAACAGCAACAGACUAAGUCUGAUAGAGUGCUUGCUGGAGCUGGUGCAAAUGGUGGCCGAAGUGCAGUUGAUUCUUUGUCACAUACUCAUUCUCAUGGUCAACAUGACUCCCUUGGAUCAGUGGUCCACUAUGGCAGAGGAGACCCUUAUAGUCAUCCAACACAUCAACAUCACACUCCUCACCCAUCACACCCUCAGCAUUCACAGCACCCUCAUCCCCAUUCAAUGUCCCACUCACAUAUAGAUCUUAAGAAAGCUCAGGAUCCUUCAGAAUUAACCUACCUAAGAAAGACUCCAGACUUGCAGCAGCGACAGACCCAGUCCUCCCUUGGACUAAUGGAUUCUCCACCCGACCCAUCUCAGCAAACCUCCCAGGCUCACCUUCUCCAGUCUGUCCUUUCACAUACCACUCGAAACAAGAUGGACAACCAGACUCCUUCACAACAACAACAACACUCAAUGACUCAACAAGCCAUGAUUAGACCAACUGGGGGAUUAGGUACUAAUGGCUCUGGAAGAGUAGACUCUCAGCCACAGGCCUCUCAACUUCAACUCCAGCUCCAGUCCCAAACUAUGGAGGUCCACUAUGGACGUGAGGCUCAGCGAAACCAAAGCCAGUCAAGUCAAAAUUCUGUUUCACCACUAGACAUGCUAGAGAGAUCUCUCUCCAGAACAAAUAGUCGGGAAGGGCCAGGCCCCUCUGAUAGAGUUGGUGCAGGAGAUGGGAGCAGCACUGAUCAUCAUAGACAACAGCAACAACAUAGGAUGUCCUCACACCAUCAGUCCCACCACCCUCAACAACCAGCAGCAGAGCUUCAUGAUUUCUUGUCUGAGUCAGAUUUGAGUAUGUCAACCCCCUCUCAUUUGCACCAUAUGGCCUCACACCAUCCACCCCCUCAUGCCCACCAUCAGCCGCAGGCACACUCUCACCAUCAGCAUCCUCACCAGCACCCUCACCACAUGCAACCAGCUUCUGGACCUCCACAGCCCCAAUCCCAGCCCAGGGAACAAGAGCCACAGCUCUCACAGCCACAGCUGGAUCAGCUCAAAGAGCAUCAAUAUGACACUGGUAGCCCUGUGGGAAAAACAGCUCAGAACCAAGGUCAGAGCCAAGACCAGCAACAACGGUUUAUGCCACUGACAUCUAUUUGUUUCCCAGAUUCACUUCUCCAAGAUGAGGAUCGUUCCUUCUUUCCAGGUAUGGAGGAUAUGUUCUGCUCUGAGGACUACAAGGCAAGUUGUGCUGGAGGUGGUGGAAGUGCAGGACAAGGGGGUCAGGAUGGUGUGCCAGAGGCACGUGGAACAGUACAAGAUGGAAUGGAUGCCGUUAAAGCUACAAGUGGUGGAGGAGGUGCAUAUGACAUGAUGAGUCACCAUGGUGAUCAGGGUUAUGGGCAGUAUUGUCACAGUUUGUCUGAAUCUGGCAAUGGUACUAUGCACUUAGAUCUGGACCCCUUGAAAUCCCAUGAACUCCCAUCCACUGUAAACACAGAACAACUAGGCUUGAUUCAGUCUCAGGGCCCAGGCCUUGGGAUGGGCAACACAGGACAUGUAGUGGACGGAACUGGAAACAAAAUGAUGGGCUCUGCGGGUGUAGGUAGUGGUCCUGGCACAGGGGGACUCACCUCACCAAUCUUUUGUUCCUCUAGACCUAAAAAACUUUUGAAAACAAGCUCUUUUCACCUCCUUAAACAGCGGAAAGAGCCUAAUGCCCAAUCACAGGCUAAGAAGAACUAUGCUCAAGAAUAUGAAUUUGAGGAUGAUGAGGAUAAAGCAGAUGUUCCAGCUGACAUUCGCUUAAACAGCAGACGUCUGCCAGACUUGCUUCCUGACCUUGUUUCUAGUUGCAGAAAGUCUGGAAGUGGUUCAGGAGUUGGCAGUUUAAGCCCUUUGAUGGGUGAUUUAGAUUUCUGCCACCCCUCAGGGUACCCAUCCCUUGGACCUCCUCCACAGCUGCUCCCACAAGAUGGCCCAAAGAAAAGGGGGAGGAAACCCACCAAACCUAAACGUGAGGGUCCACCAAGACCCAGGGGUAGGCCACGUAUUCGGCCUCUUCCUGAGCCUCCGUAUUGCAGGAACAUGAUUGGACCUGGUGGAGAGAGUAGAAGGGGGCGUGGGCGAGGAAGAGGACGUGGAAGGAAAGAUGAUCAAAUGCUAGAAAUGCACAGAGACAUGAACAAGGGGCAGAACUACCAACAACAAGCACCUCACCUCCAUCAUCAACCACAGUUACAACAGCACAUGCACCACCAUCUACAGCAGCAACAGCAGCACCAACCACAACAUAUGCAUCAACAGCAACACCUACAUGUACAACAACUUCAUCAAAAUAUUGAUAAAUAUUUCUUUAAAUAAGUUUGAUAGAGUUGUUAUAAGCAACAGUACCAGGAACCCAUCAAACCAAUCAAAAUUAAGCUCCCUAUUCCUUCCAUACCGUCGUCUGACUCCCUACUGAGGACAGACUCCCUGUCUAGUACAGAUCCAGUUUUGUCUGAUGGUUCAGUAGGUUCUGCACCAUCACUUGGUUUGAGCCCAGGGCCCACUACCAGUGUGGACAUGAACAGAAUUGACAUGAAUAGAAAUGAUAUGAGCUGUGGUCAGGAAAAGAUGAAGCAGAAACCCCAAGAGAUGUCCUGGGAGAGAGACAUAGAUGACCAAAUGACCCCAGAGGCCUGGGCCACCAUGCAGAAGCUUUCUAGCUCAACGGAGGAAAAAUCUUCCGAGCUGAAGUCGGGGUUUAUAUCUUCCUUUCUGGAUUUUUUGAAAACGGGAAAGAAGCAGCCUGGCACUGAUGAUCCACCUGUGGACGGAUGCACUUUCACAGAUUCCUCUUCAGUAAAGGGAGGCAUUCGCCCAUUAUCUCCACAACCACCACCUCCUCCACCUCCCCACUUCGGAGACAGUGAGGGUGAUGGAAGCCUGGGCCUCAGUAACUGUCCGUCCCCCUGUAAAAGACUUGACGAGGAGUUCAAGAGGAACCUAGAGACCCUGCCGUCAUUCUCCUCAGAUGAGGAAGACUCUGUCAGUAAGAACCAGGACCUGCAGAAGAGCAUCUCAUCAGCCAUUUCUGCCCUCUAUGACACACCCCACAGUCUCUCUGCUGUUCCACCUCCUCCUACACCAUCGCCUCCCACUCCGCAGACGGUGUCUCUUAACACACCCCCGCCACCCCCACAACCUGAGUCUGUGCCGCAUGUACACCCUGAAGCUGAGACAGAAAUAAACACGUCACAGGAACUGGAUUCGCUCUCACAGCCCAACCUUCAUGAGGAGGUACAUGUUCCAGGCAAGGAUGAGGAACAGGAAGAACCUGUGCAGGAGGUACAUGAACAAAUAAAACAAAAAGCAGACAGACAGACUGAAUGUGAGGAGGAAGGAGAGGAGUUGGAAGAAGACAUAAGAGAGAAGGAGGAAGUUGAUCAGACAAGGACAGAGGAGCACAAUCAGGAAGAAGAAGAAGAGCCUGAGUAUGAAAUGCUGGGUGCUCCCAAGGUUGAUGGACCUCCAUCUGAGCCUCCGCCCGCACCCCCUUCUCCCCCAUCUCUUUCUCCUUCUCCCCCGACCUCCUCCUCCCCAUCCCCUCUGCCUCCUCCUCCUCUGUCUCUCCCCUCCCCUCUCCCAUCUCAAGAAGAGGAGGAGAAUCUACAGCAGCAGCAGCAACAGCCACCACUGCAUAAUUCCCUCCCUCCCAGUCCUUCUCCACCUGCUCUCCCCUCUCCCUCCCCGCCUCCGCCAACAUUGCCCCCCUCUGCUACACCCCCACCAUCCCCCUCCCCACCUCCUCCUGAAGAGCUUCCCCAGCCCUCUCCGGGCUCACCCCCCACCCCCGAAGAUGCCCCGACGCCUCAGAUCACUUCACUGCACCUGGCUAAGAAACAGUCCAAUGCGGCCAUCGCAGGAGAGAGUGAGGAUGAUGACAGUGAGAGUGGGGGGGAGGGGAUCUUCAGAGAGAGGGAUGAAUUUGUGGUGCGCACUGAAGAUAUUGGUACUCUUAAGCUGGCGCUGCAGACAGGACGAGAGCCUCCUCCAAUCUGGAGGGUCCAGAAAGCUCUGCUGCAGAAGUUUGCUCCUGAAAUCAAAGAUGGACAGCGACAGUUUUGUGCUACCAGUAAUUAUUUGGGCUACUUUGGAGAUGCAAAGAUGCGUUAUCAGCGUUUAUAUGUCAAAUUCUUGGAGAAUGUGAAUAAAAAGGAUUAUGUCAGAGUGUGCUCGCGGAAACCCUGGCAUCGGCCCAGUCUCACACUGAGACGCCAGACUCUUCCUAAGCCACUACCUGUACGCAGCCUGACUCCACCUCGCAUGGAACGAGAGGACAGAGAGAAAGAGAGAGAGAGACAACGGGAGAAAGAGCAACGGGAACAAAGGGAAAAAGAAAGGGAGAAAGAGAGAGAAAAGGAAAAGGAAAGGGAGCGAGAACGAGAGAGGGAACAGAUCGAGAAAUCUAGGAGAGAAAAGGAGAAAGAGAAGUUAAGGGAGAGAGAACUUGAAAAGCAAAAAGAGAGGGAGAAACAAAAAGAAAGGGAAAGAGAAAAACAACGAGAGAGAGAAAGGGAAAAGGAAAAACAAAGAGAAAAGGAGAGAGAGAGGGAAAGAGAGAGGCAAAGAGAAAGGGAGAAAGAGAAGGAAAGGGAAAAACAACGAGAAGGAGAGGAGGAGAGAGAGAGAGAGAGGGAAGGGAAGGUACUCCAAGAGCGACAAACUCAAGAGAAGCUGGAGAGGAGAGCAGCAGUUGUGGAGCGCGGGAGGGUCAAAGAGGAGAAGAGAGUUGGAGAGAAGAUUGACAGGACGAGGAGCAGGCCUGUGAAAGUAAAGGCAGAACCUCCACCUAAAAAGAGGAAGAAGUGGCUUAAAGAAGUGCCCUCUUCCUCUGACUCAGACUCCUCCCCUGAUCCGCCCAGUGAGGAUGAAGUAUCCACACGCAGUGGAAUAAACAAUCGGGCGAUGAGAGAGAUGUUCCGCAGUUAUGUAGAGAUGCUGGUCAGCACUGCUCUGGACCCAGACAUGAUCCAAGCUCUUGAGGACACCAACGAUGAGCUUUAUCUCCCACCCAUGAGAAAGAUUGACAGUAUCCUCAACGAACAGAAACGAAGGCUGUUGAGAAGGAUCAACAUGAGUGUCCAGCAUCAGGAGGCACUGCACAUGUUCCCUCAAAUGACAGCAGACCCCCUAGACUCUGGAGCGGUUAAAGUGCACCUGGGUGGAGAGAGUUACAACCGCAAAACCCUCAACAGAGUCAAAAGGAGCCUUCCCAAACAGCAGGACCUGAAGCUGUCGACAGAGACUUGUCGAAUAUACAGUCUCUAUCACUCUCUCCAUCACUACAAAUAUCACACCUUUUUGCACUGUAAAAAGGAGACGAACAGCAUAGAACAGGCAGCGGAGGAGGAUCCAGGUCAGGAGGAGGUGGUUCAGCAGUGCAUGGCCAACCAGGGCUGGCUAGAGACUCUGUUCAAUUCCUUCAUUGAACUGCUGACGCUCAGCACCAAGGCUUAAGAUUCAGCUGUCGACGUUCCAAGCACGUCCUCUUCGGAGAAAGGAGAAACUCCCCUCUCUCAAACAAAACCGGUGCACCUCCAGGUUGCAGGAAAAAUUAGAUUUUCCUUUGCAGAAUGUGUAAGAGCCACUGGUGGUUUAAGCUGUUGCAUUUUAACAUAAAAAUUGUUUUGUAAAGCUUUCAUUCCUUUCUCUUUCAUUAUGUGUCAGCUCCCUGCGACGGGAGCCACAGGGAGACGGUAUGAAAGAAAAAAAAAAAAGAGCGAAAAUGUGUAAAGACAAUUGUCUGCACAGAGACAAAUAAAGAUGGUGCCAAAGGGAACAGGGUUGAAAACCUCACUGGUCAGCGGUGUUUUGGCAGAGGUGAGCUUUGAAUGCUAUGUUCCAUGCACACUCUUAUAUAUAAAUAUGUAUUAUGAACAAUUAUGAUUUGUAUUAUUUAUACAUGGACAUUUAUACAUGGUUACCUCCCAAAGCUGGGGCAGUUUGCUGUUAUUAUUUUGAAUAAUAAUGCUCAUGUUUUAUGAGGGUGUACAUGAAAUGGGCCACCCGUAACCCCCUAUUUUUCGUGUCCUCUAAGCUAAAGGACAAGGCGGACAGGACGCAGACAAAAAAGAGCCGGGGUCAAAGCAGUGUGUGGUUCCUUUUUUGUCAAAAAAUAAUAAAAUAGAGCAAAAGAAAAAUGUAUUUAAAACAACAACAACAACAAAAAAAAAAACUUUCUGUUUGUUCUUUAAAAGAAAAUGUGGAAAAAGAGUUGUAUUUGUUUGUUUUCUCAAAGAAGACAUGACAGUGCAGAGGGAUGUAAUAGUUUUAAAGUGUGCAAAAUGUCUGUGUUUACUGUUUUUUUUAUGUUGGUUGUUUACUAUGAUAAUUAUUAUUGUAAUUAUUAUUUUGGAGGUUUGCUUAUUUCUCUCCUCUGUAAAUAUUGUACAGUCGCUUCGGUCUCUCUCUGUCCCUCAUCUGUACAUGAAUCCUCCUGUAUUUGACAAACGCAAAUAAAAGAAAAGAAAAUGAGUUUAUGAAAA